This is a messenger RNA of Odobenus rosmarus divergens (Pacific walrus), 1848 nucleotides long. It is a transcript of the gene SGTA, whose product is annotated as small glutamine-rich tetratricopeptide repeat (TPR)-containing, alpha. Gene Ontology annotation, biological process: post-translational protein targeting to endoplasmic reticulum membrane. NCBI's taxonomy places the organism in Eukaryota, Metazoa, Chordata, Mammalia, Carnivora, Odobenidae. Gene Ontology annotation, cellular component: TRC complex; membrane. The transcript is spliced from 12 exons. The coding region runs from base 115 to 1056 and encodes 313 amino acids. The record is from RefSeq and is a predicted model, not a curated record. Gene Ontology annotation, molecular function: molecular adaptor activity; protein binding.
CCGGGGGCGGGGCCGGGCAGCGCCGCGGUGCGCAGGCGCAGCCGUCGGUGGGUCGGCGUUCGGCCGCCUGAGAGAUCCUGAAAACCCCAGGGCGUUGUCUCUUCCUGUCUCAAGAUGGAUAACAAGAAGCGCCUGGCCUACGCCAUCAUCCGGUUCCUGCAUGACCAGCUCCGGCACGGGGGGCUCUCGUCCGACGCCCAGGAGAGCUUGGAAGUUGCGAUCCAGUGCCUGGAGACUGCUUUUGGGGUGACUGUUGAAGACCACGACCUUGCUCUUCCUCAGACUCUUCCGGAAAUAUUUGAAGCAGCCGCUGUGGGCAGGGAGGUGCCGCGGGACCUGAGAAGCCCCGAGCGAACUUCACCUUCGGAGGAGGACUCGGCUGAGGCAGAGCGCCUCAAAACUGAAGGAAACGAGCAGAUGAAAGUAGAGAACUUUGAAGCUGCCGUGCACUUCUAUGGGAAAGCCAUCGAGCUGAACCCGGCCAACGCGGUCUAUUUCUGUAACAGGGCCGCGGCCUACAGCAAACUCGGGAACUACACUGGGGCCGUGCAGGACUGUGAGCGAGCCAUCUGCAUAGACCCGUCCUACAGCAAAGCCUACGGCAGGAUGGGCCUCGCGCUCUCCAGUUUGAAUAAGCACACCGAGGCCGUGGCCUAUUACAAGAAGGCCUUGGAGCUGGAUCCUGACAACGAGACCUACAAGUCGAACCUCAAGAUAGCCGAGCUGAAGUUGAGAGAGACACCUAGUCCCACAGGAGGUGUUGGCAGCUUUGACAUCGCCGGCCUGCUCAACAACCCCAGCUUCAUGAGCAUGGCGUCAAAUCUAAUGAACAAUCCCCAAGUUCAGCAGCUCAUGUCUGGGAUGAUUUCGGGUGGCCACAACCCCCUGGGGACUCCCGGCACCAGCCCCUCACAGAAUGACCUGGCCAGUCUCAUCCAGGCCGGCCAGCAGUUCGCCCAGCAGAUGCAGCAGCAGAAUCCAGAGUUGAUAGAACAGCUCCGAAGUCAGAUCCGGAGUCGGACCCCCAGUGCCAGCAACGAUGACCAGCAGGAGUGACCAGCCACCUCUCCCAGUGCCGCCAGCUUCUUCCCACCGACUGGAAGCCGUCUCGCAUUUUGCUGUCUUCUCCCCUUGGACCACCCAAGAGAGAAAAAGAAACAGCAACUGGACCUGCAUGUUAAGAUGGAUUUUUAUUACUCCCUUCGCCCUCCCCUCCCUGUUUGUAGUCUCCCACAGCCCCCAGACCCUUCUCGAAACAGAGCCAGCAAGCUGUGAAUGCAGACCAGCACUGAUCUCUCCCAGCCCCCUGAAAACCCAGUCACGAAAGCGUUUUCUAGACUGUCCAGGGCGGGGGUCGUCCUAGGCCACUUUCCAGGAAGCAGCCUGUUUUGUGUCGAGCCAUGUCAGGGACACCCAUGGCUCCCAGAGCCCCUCUCUGCAGCCCCUGCGGUCUGUCUUCAGUGGAGACAUGAGAAGCCACUUGUAGGCCACAACCUCGGCCUCCCCAGCUGCGCCCUGCUCGGGUGAGCUCACUGCCAGCUGCGGUCUGGGCACUGGUGGCCGCCCUGCCCCUCGGACUGCAGGUUUUCAUGUGAGGAGGUCUUCAGAUGCAUUUUCCUAAAGGACGAUUUCUGUGACCUUGUGCCCCAGUUGGGAGCAGGGGCGGGACUGUCCUGGGGCGCACAGGACCAGGUACUGGGACUUUUCUUCCAGUCGAGCAUUUUGAUGGACAUGUGUCUCAUCUCUGAUCCUCCUUUCCCAGUACUCAUGACCCACAGACCCCAAGGGGCAGAUCAUGACCUUUCAGCCUGUCUCCAGCCAGGAGUCCAGCCCACUGCCCUUCUGCCC